This is a messenger RNA of Cavia porcellus (domestic guinea pig), 949 nucleotides long. RefSeq names its product glandular kallikrein, prostatic. Bases 111 to 902 code for a protein of 263 amino acids. Gene Ontology annotation, biological process: regulation of systemic arterial blood pressure; zymogen activation. The transcript has 5 exons. The record is from RefSeq and is a predicted model, not a curated record. NCBI's taxonomy places the organism in Eukaryota, Metazoa, Chordata, Mammalia, Rodentia, Caviidae. Gene Ontology annotation, molecular function: serine-type endopeptidase activity. Gene Ontology annotation, cellular component: secretory granule.
UGCCAGCAGGGUAGGGGCGGAGCUCUGGGGGACAGGGUUUUAAAGGCUCCCCAAGGAGGUUGCUCAGCAAGCAGCUCAUCACCUGCCUGGCCCUGGACACCACUGUGACCAUGUGGCUCCUGGUUCUGUGCCUCUUCCUGUUCCCAGGGAAGACUGGUGCGGCACCGCCCAUCCAGUCCCGGGUGAUAGGAGGCCAGGAGUGUGCAAGGGACUCCCACCCCUGGCAGGCUGCUGUGUACUACUACAGUGACAUCAAGUGUGGGGGCGUCCUGGUGGACCCCCAGUGGGUGCUCACGGCUGCCCAUUGCAUCAACGACUCCAACCAGGUCUGGCUGGGCCGCCACAACUUGUUUGAGGAUGAAGACACUGCUCAGCACUUCCUUGUCAGCCAGAGUGUCCCUCACCCGGAUUUCAACAUGAGCCUCUUGGAGCCGCAUAAUGUACUUCCAAAUGAGGACUACAGCCAUGACCUGAUGCUGCUGCGUCUGAACCAGCCCGCCCAGAUCACUGACUCUGUGCAGGUCAUGCCGCUGCCCACUCAAGAAGUGCAAGUGGGGACCACGUGCCGGGCCUUGGGCUGGGGCAGCAUAGACCCAGAUCCUGCCCAUCCUGUGUUCCCAGAUGAGCUGCAGUGUGUGGGCCUCGAGAUCCUGCCCAGCAAGAACUGUGACGAUGCCCACAUUGCAAAUGUGACAGGCACCAUGCUGUGCGCUGGGGACCUGGCCGGAGGCAAAGACACCUGUGUGGGUGACUCGGGGGGCCCACUGAUCUGUGAUGGCGUGCUGCAAGGCCUCACCUCAUGGGGCGACAGCCCUUGUGGUGUCGCUCACUCCCCUACCCUCUACACCAAAGUGAUAGAGUACCGCGAGUGGAUAGAGAGAACCAUGGCCGACAACCCCUGAAUGGCCCAUGCAGGCCCUGCUCCCAAUAAAACCAGAUAUGCUGCCAA